CUGGCGGUUGGAGUGCCGUUUGCUAUUGCCUAUUGCCUACUUUCUCCGCUCCUGUCCUUGAAGGUGCUUUGUGCGCAUAAAUAUCGCUUUACGAUGACGAGGUGGUAUCGGAGCGCGUUGGUGUGCCGCGCCAAAACGCAAUAAAGGUGCCCAGCAUCCACAUAUCGGUUCGCCAGCACGGGCGCCAGCGUGAAAACAACUCUGCUCGUGUGCUCGUCACGACCGCAUCACGACCUGACCUACUUUACGGCAAAACUAGAGUUCAGUUCGGCAAAAACAAAACAAAAUGCCAAAUAGACGGAGCGAUCGGGCAACGCACCGCACCCCCCACCCACUACACCGUCGCUUCGGUGACGGCUUGCACCACGAAAGAGUGCCGGGGUAUUUUUAAAUGAAGUACAUAUAGAGCUUACAGCUCACAUGCGGGGAUAGUUUCCUUGUUUGGUCAGUAUGUCUUUUGUUUGUUUUAUGCUUUUGUUUUGGUGUUUUUGUUUUCUUAUUUUGAACGAGGUGGUAUCGGAGCGUGGUGGUGUGCCGCGCCAAAACGCAAUAAAGGUGCCCAGCAUCCACAUAUCGGUUCGCCAGCACGGGCGCCAGCGUGAAAACAACUCUGCUCGUGUGCUCGUCACGACCGCAUCACGACCUGACCUACUUUACGGCAAAACUAGAGUAGCCCGUGCGUCUUCCAUUGCUGCGGCCUAACCGAACUAUGUGCCCACACCACCGUCUGCCGUGAAAGAACAGCACGGGAGCGAAGACCGACGCAUGGUGGUUGACCAUUUGACCAACGUUAUCUUUACAUAGGCUAACGUGUUGGUUUUUUUCUUUUAAAAAUCAUAACCAGCAGAAAGCAAUGAACAUUUUAAAGGAUAAAAUCUCAAGGGCGUGCACUGCCACUGCCAGCUGGACGGGCAGACAGAUGGCAAAAUGUGGCUCCAGCACAACGCUAGGUACGUUGACGUUUUGCGUCGCCUGUUGUGGCACACUCUGGUACGAACAGGGACUGCUGGUGACGCUGGGAGCCUUCCUCUCGAUUGGUGCGCUCUGGUGCCGCCACUGUGCCUCGGUGCAAUUGCUGAAAUCACCACGGCUCGACGAACAGUUAGCCAGAAUGCGCGGGUGGCUGGGUGGGCUGCGAAACAAUCGACCGUACGGUUAUGCGGCGGUGCUCGGGGCCGCCGCCCUGCCACCGGUCGUUCUGUUUUGCGUUCUCUCCUGGUGGAUGCUGCUGGCCACCCUGGUGACUGUGUACGCUAUUCUGAAAUGGGCGUAUGGUGUAAGGAUCGUGUUUAAUCAUGGAAUCGGUAUCACCGGCCAGGAGCAGCAGUUUGAGCUAGAGGUGCAGGAGUUCCUGCCGGAAAUCAAUGAGCUCAGCCAAACGCUGCUGCGGGCAGUAGGCGACCGUGGUGACAUUCCACCGCACAUCGAACGCUUCAGUGAGCAGCACGCAACAGCAGCCACCGAUCGAGAUGCGGCGGCAAACAAGGCCGACGAGAUCGAUGAGGACGAGGAGGAUGAGCGGUACAUUAGCAUGCUGCUACCGGACGCCGAGAGCAGCCGGGAGCUGGAAACGGCGGAACAGACUGACUCCAGUAGCGACGAAUUGCUACUGGAUGAGGCGGAAGGGGUAGGGAAACACCAGUCGCGGAUUCCGUUCGGUGACACGUCGCUCAUGGAGUUCAAGAUCAGCCAUUUCAACGCGAACAGCUCUUCCUCGGACUCGGACGAGAGCCGGGGGAUCACACUGGGUGACAGCCCUCCGGCGUCGGUUGGCCGGUUUCGUGGCACCCGGGCGAUCCCUCUUGACCAGUAUUCCGACCAAUCCGGCAGCAAAGCCUUUCUGGUCGGUGCCAUGGUUCAGUGUUUGAUGGAUGCCGCCGCAGUGCGGCAACAGCAGGCACCGGCAACCACAGCAGCAGCAGCAGCAGUAUCCGCCAAUGCUGCCGCCAGUAAUAGCGGUGGCCAUGGUUCAUCAUCCGCUUCCUUCCGUCUGCCAUUCAACAGCUCUAACAUUUGCGAUGUGCUGGGCGGGGCGGCCCGUUCGAUAGGAUUGGGGCCGGUUACCGUGGCGCCACCACAGCAGCUGACGGAUGACUUAACGACGGAUGACGAUAAGGAUAGUGAUUUUGAGAUUUUAAAUUCCGAGGAGCUAAGCAACUUAUGAGCGCAUUUGAUUUAGACACUCGCCCCCACCCACUCACUCUUUCUUUCUUUCUCACUGUUAACGCUUUUCAAAACUGCAUCGCGACUCCAAAUUUGUAUGGCAAUCGAACGUAACAUUCGAUUAACUUGUUUUUAAGAAUGGCGGCAUGCCAUUAUUGCGUUUGGUUGCGAGUUUGAAUUUAGGAUACUCUCUCUAUCUUUAGUUUUUGCGGCGUAAAUUGAAGGUACGCAGUCAGCAGGUUCCGCAUCCAAAGUGAAGGACGCUUUACGUAGUAGGCCCCCCAAAGAAAUCCUUCAUUACGUUGAAUUACAGUGUGAAUAAAAUUGUGAUAUAAUUUCAUUAAGAUGAAAUGUAAAACCGUUCUGAUAAGCUGUAUGAACCACAGUGAAUAAUAAACACCUAACUCC
Messenger RNA from Anopheles aquasalis, 2571 nucleotides. RefSeq lists its product as uncharacterized. The record is from RefSeq and is a predicted model, not a curated record. NCBI's taxonomy places the organism in Eukaryota, Metazoa, Arthropoda, Insecta, Diptera, Culicidae.